Acanthamoeba castellanii str. Neff is the source of this 2349-nucleotide messenger RNA. RefSeq lists its product as uncharacterized. The transcript is spliced from 3 exons. Gene Ontology annotation, biological process: small GTPase-mediated signal transduction. Gene Ontology annotation, molecular function: guanyl-nucleotide exchange factor activity. The annotation marks the transcript as partial. NCBI's taxonomy places the organism in Eukaryota, Discosea, Longamoebia, Acanthamoebidae. The record is from RefSeq and is a predicted model, not a curated record.
GAAGGCAGCGAAGAAAAGGAAAGCGACGGGAAAGUGAAGGAAAGAGCGAAAGAGACAAAGACGAAGGCAAAGGCGAAGGAGAGGCUGAGCGGCGGCGACGCGCUGCCCCGACAGGAGGCGCUGCACCUCAUCAACACCGACAGGGCGGGCCAAGCCGACCUGUCUGCGGCGCUCGCCGAGAAGGCGUUGCAGGAGGGCAAGGACAAGUACUUCCUCACCGAGCUGGGCGCAUCGACCGGCGCGCUGGUGGGUGAUCGAACGCUACCAGUCUUGAGCUUGCCACCACCGGGCCUCUCCAGCAGCGUCAGUUGUGGCCAAUUGGUGCCAUCGUCGCCGUCUCCCUCGCUGCCGCUCCUGUCGUCCUCGGCAUCGCUUUCGUCGCACUCGUCUCUGUCUCCUUCUUCGCCGUUCUCCGCCUCGUCGCCGUUCUCUUCGCCGGCCUCGGGCGGAUCAUCGAACUUGUUCGUAGCGCGCGGCAUUCCGCCCAUCCUGCCGUACCUGGCCAUCAUCCUGCGAGAUUUUAUAGCGGUGAGCGAGGGUAAUGCGGCGUAUACGUCCGAGGGCUGGAUCAAUUCGCACCUGAUCGAUCUCCAGUACCAGAUCGUGGCCGAGCUCAAGAACUUCCAGGCCAACUCCUACUCCCUGCCGCGAAAGGACUCGGCGCGCCGAUACCUGGAAACGCUCCAAUACGAGGACGAUGACGACGUGCUGUACAGCAUGUCGCUGAAGAGCUGCCCCAUAGCACAACCGCUGGAAGGCCUGCCACAUGAGGAAUCGAGCCUCAACCCAGACACGGCGCAGGAGUACUUCGAGGCCGCGAUGAAAAGCGACACGGUGUCCGAGGUGCUGAGUAGGGAAGACAACGCGUCGACCGUGACAGCAGCUCUGCAGCCCCGACCGAUGGUGCGCGAGCGCAACGCCAGCAUCGCCUUCUACGCCAUGUUGAGCCAGGGCACCGCUGGCAUGCUGGAGCGGGAGAUGUACCACCUCAAGGUGUACGACACGUCCAAACCAGCGCCGUCGCCGUCGCCACUGUCAUCUUCGUCGCCGCUAUCGCGCAAUAUGUCCAGCGGCAGUUGCAUCGUUUUCAAGGGGCACACCGCCGAGCCGUGGAACACGGAGAUCGUGCUUUCGAGCGCGAGCGAGUCCGACAGCCAACCGCUCGAACUGUCGACGCCGGACACGAGCGACCGCGACGAACGCGAGGGCUCCCUCAUCAUCGGCGGAAGCGGCAGCGGGGUCCACGAGUCGCUGUCGUCGGCCCUGCUGGGCGUUGCUGCCGGCGGCCACAGCAAGGGGCGGCCGAAGAGCCUGCAGCCCUGGAGCUCCGGGGAGCUCGACGUCGCCGGCGGGUCGUCAGCGUCGAGUCUGCGCGACCGAAGUAACAGCGCGACGACCGAGCAGCAGAAGCAGCACGACGACGAACAGAACCGGCGACGACGGGGGCAGCUGCAAAAGAAAAGAAACGCGAAGAACAAAAGCGGAAGCGGCCAAUGUGUGCAUCAAGCGCACCACGCGCGCGGGCGCCACAAGAACGAGCGGACCGGCAGCUUUGAUGACACUACGCUGCGGGCCAGCGGUGGCCACGACUCUGACGGCGAUGACGGCGAUGACGACGACAUCGACGUGAUUCGAGAGCGACCAGCCCAGGUGGAGGAGUCGAGCGACGACGACCAGCGUGCGGCGCUGACUGGAUCGCGGGGCGGCUCCAAUGGCGGCGGUGCCAAGAGGGUCAAGUCGCUGAAGCACCUCAAGGAGCGCAUACUUUCGUUUCGCGGGAAGGUCGACCUGGGCAGCAGUAGCGGCGGCAGCGGCGACGGAAGCAGCCCGCACCACCAGCACCAGCGAUCCAACUCGACCGGUACCACCUCGCUGCCCUCGCCCACGCCUCAAUCGAUCGCCCGCGAUCAAUCGAGCUCCACCACCAGGACCUCGUCCACCUCUUCUACCACGCUGCCCUCGCCUCCGGGGGCAGCGGGCGGCAGUGACGCGGCGCCGACGCCAACUGAGAGCGACAGUGACACUGCCCUGCCGAACAACAACACCAACACCAGCACCAACCAGAUCGCCGCGGCCACGACCAAAGAGCAGACAAAGACGAUGAGGAAGAAGAAGAGGAAGAAGCAGGGCCGCAAGGCGAAGGCUCCCGCCGCCCAGGGCACCACCAGCGGCAGCAAUCAGGCCACCGCCACGUCCUCCCCGCGGGCGCAAGUGAUGCCGCUGGUCGCGAAUCGGCCAGCGGUGGUCACACGGGACCGACAGGGCAGUGUGGCUUUCUACGCGGCGCUCGGUCAGGGCGCGAGCGUGCUCCUGGCCGAUAGCGUCUACAAGCCCUCGACAUCGACGUGA